GAGGAGAGGAGCGCGAAAUUCCCGUCCGCUGGCGGCUGUGCACAGGCGCUCACUGUACACUCUUGUCUUCUGCAACUCACUGUCAGUACUCAUGGCUUCACACGCUCCUUCCACUUCUGCAGUCGACAGCAAAGAAAAGAUGGAUGCCACUGUGCAGGCUUUUAACAUGCUGGCACAAGGCAAGCGAAAUUUGAUAUGUGGGGAAGUGCCUACGGCUGUCACACAGUUUCAAGAAGCAUGCAAGUUGCUUGCAGAACAUUAUGGUGAGAUGGCAAAAGAAUGUGCAGAGGCAUAUUACUGCUAUGGAAGCGCACUGCUCGACUUGGCACGAAUGGAGAAUGGUGUCCUAGGGAAUGCUCUUGAAGGAGUUGAUAUUGAUGCAGAUGAUGGUGCAGAGUCUGAGGCUAACAAGGAAGAGACAGAUGACAAUUUAACAGAAGAUGAGAGGGAGAGUCUUAGAAAACAAGUGUAUGAUGCCAUGGGAGAAGAUGAAGCUAAAAAGACAGAAGAGAAAGAAAUGGAAAAGGGGCAAGAGAUUAAAAAGGAUAAAAAUACAGACCAAGAUUCUGAAGCUGAAGCAAAGUCAGAAAAUAAACAAGAUGCUCAAAAUACAGAUCAAGAUUCUCUUGCUGAAGUGUCAAAGGAAAAGAAGAAAGAUACAAAUAUGGAGACUGAAUCUGUGGAGACCGAUCCAGUUGAAGAGCUGAGCAAAACUAAAGACAAGGAGAAUGAAAACAGUAGCAGUGAAACCCAGACAUUGUCGGCAAAUGGCAACAAGAUGUCUGGUGAAUGUGGUCAAACAGAGCAAGGAACAGCUGAGCAGGUUGCUACAGACAUGAAACCAGAUGAGGCAGAGGUGAGGUCAUCCUCCUCAGAGCCCUCCUUACAGGAUAACAAGCCAGCAGAAACUGACACUGCACAAAAUACUGUUGAUGACAAAACUUGUGCCAGCACAGACAAAGAUAAUGUAGAAGAUCAGAUUGAAACUGCUGGUGGUGACUGCACGCAAAAUGUUAAGGACUCAAAAGCAGAAGAAAGAAAAGCCAUUAAUGAUGCAAAUAGAGAUACCAAUGAGGAGGUGGGUUCCAAGGGGAGACUAAAAACAACCAGCAGAGAUCUUAAGGAAGGCAGUAAAGAGGAGCCGGGGGAUGCAAAAGAUAAGGAAGAAAGCAACAGAAACAGCCAGCAGAUAGAGGAAAUGGAGAUAGAAGUGAAGAAAGAAGAGUGUCUUGAGAAGGUCGCAGAAGGAGGAAAGAAAGAUAAUGAGACAACUUGUGAAGACAAAGAAAAUGAAGAUAAAACCUCAGAAGACAAGGAAAACGAGGAGGAGGAUGUAGAAGAUGAUGGGGAUGAUGAAAAUCAAGCAGAAGAGGCUGAAGGUGAUGAUAUAGAGAAGGAGGAUCCAGAUGAUGUGCCCAACCUCCAACUGGCAUGGGAGAUGCUUGACCUGGCUAAGGUCAUCUAUCUAAAAGACCCCACUGGUGAAAACCAGUUGAAAGCUGCUCAGGCAUAUUUGAAACUAGGGGAGGUCAGCUUGGAGACAGAGAGCUAUGAACAGGCAGUAGAAGAUCUUCAAGCCUGUCUUAAAAUCCAGAAAGACAAUUUAGAGUCAUGUGACCGGGCUAUUGCAGAGACACACUAUCAGCUAGGCUUGGCUUCCCAGCUGAACAAACAAUAUGAUGCUGCCAUCAGCAACUUCCAUGCUGCUGUGAAGUGUCUAGAGAGUAAAAUUGAAAGUCUUAAGGUGGUUGUGGAGACAAAGUCUGCAAAAGGACCAUCGGACUUCAUUGAUCCUGCAGAAAAGGCAGAAAAAGAAAUCAAAGACAUCGAAGAGAUUCUGCCAGAGAUCCGCAACAAAAUUGAAGAUGCACAAGAAGAAAUGAAGAACAUGGAUAGUCUCAAGUCUUUGGCAAAAGAAGCCAUGGGAGAACUGUUUGCUUCAGAAGGGGCUCAGCAAGAGGGAUUUAGCACGUCUUCUGCAAAACAGAUCACAGAGGAGAAAAAGCCUGUCUCUGACAUCAGCCACUUAAUCAGGAAGAAGCGAAAACCUGAGGAUGAAGAGUCUGAAGCUGCUGCUGAAAACAAGAAAAUCCGCCAGGAACGAGGUGGUGGGGAUGCAAAAGGAAGUCCAUGUGAUCAAAAUGGGCAUGAACAGAAGCCUGCAGAGACUACCACCACCACCACAGAGGUGGAGCCCAUGACAACAGGUUGACCUGAUUGAUAGAUGUCCCUGGGAUGAAGACUGUUGAAAAUGAAGAACUGCCUGAAGCCAAAACUCCAUGUGCAUCUGCCCUUGGAUCUGUAAACAGCCGUAUGUGGAGAGUUUCUAAGCUGUGGACAUACCCAUCUUGUCAGUGCCUGACUCAUCCCUCUUGUCUGCUCGUAUGAACGUCAUUGUCUUGUCUUCUACUUAUUUUGGUGAAGUCAUGCACUUUGUUUCUCAGCAUACCUGUCCUGAUGUGGUGCAUCUGUAUAGUGCUUUUUGGCCUCAACUUUAUUCAGCUCAAAAAGAAAAAAAAAUUUUGUCGAUGCUCUUCCUUAAAUAUUUUUUGGCAGCUGAACAGGAUUCAUGAACAGAUCAUUGUGUGGUCAUUGAUGUUCAUUCAUAUUUUUCUCCUGCAUCCACUAACACUUAAAUUUUUUUUAUAUUAUUUGAUUGUUCAGUUUGUAUUGGUGGAUAUAUGCACACCCACAUGUUUUGUCAGGUAAGGUGACCUGUGCAGGAGUGAAAUUUUCACCACUUGUGAACAAGUUGUGUGUUCAAGUAGAGGAAACUUAAAUGUAUGAAUGCUUUUACUUUUAAUGUAACAAAGUUGCUCUUUCUGUGUCUUUUUAAAAUUGCAUUUUUCUUCAAAUUUUUUUGAGGAUGUUUCCAUUUGCCCAAAACACUUUUUUUCUGGCAAGAUUUAUUUUCUCCAUGCUCUGAAAUACAGUAUUACCGUAUUGUCAGCUUUGGGGUUUAUUAUGAAAGUUUUCCAUUAAACAUUUAGUUUCAGGUUGUGAAACAUGGUCUGCAUCAAAUUUCAGCAGUAGGGUGUUCAUAAACAUGCUUCUGAAAUUGCUUUAAGUUUAAAACUUCAUUAAGUGAUGCCCACUGUGUAUCAAAUAAAACACAUUACACUAUUUUGAAAGAGUAUGACUAUCUGUUUGCAAAAUUUGUAGAUGAGAAAUGACAACAUGAAUAUCAUUAUUUGAUAACAUUUUGUGGAAAUUAUUCCUUGUAUUUGACUUUUUGGCAUUUGUAUUAAUUUCUACAAGGCAUGACAUAGUAAGUGAGUAUUAAUUUCAGGAAAUUAGAAGUGAAUUCCUCAGUAUGCUGAUAAUGCUUGCCACAUACCUUUCUAUUAAGUAGAACAUUUCACAUCUUUCAUUGGUUCUGUUGAUUCUAUUAUUUUAUCUUGAGUACUAACCCAAAAGUUUGUUCGAAAGUUAGGUGCUUACUGGAGAAGUAAAGUCCGCUUAGUCAACAGUCAAACUUGCACUGUUUCAUAAGCAAAUAGGCUGCCAUUAAUGGAAUACUAUAACCUUACACAUAAUAAUCACAUUCCUUAACAAUUUUGGAGCCACAUUACAAUUAAUGUUUGUGGAAACCACAUGCCUCCCAUUGCUGCAUGCACAAGAUGUGCCUCGGUGGGAUCCUCGGCCAAGAAUUAAAGAAAACUGAUUUUAAA
Messenger RNA from Pomacea canaliculata, 3671 nucleotides. Its product is annotated as nuclear autoantigenic sperm protein-like. The transcript is spliced from 16 exons. The record is from RefSeq and is a predicted model, not a curated record. Bases 92 to 2212 code for a protein of 706 amino acids. Gene Ontology annotation, biological process: DNA replication-dependent chromatin assembly; CENP-A containing chromatin assembly. Gene Ontology annotation, cellular component: nucleoplasm. Gene Ontology annotation, molecular function: histone binding. Lineage: Eukaryota; Metazoa; Mollusca; Gastropoda; Architaenioglossa; Ampullariidae.